Molecule: messenger RNA, 3785 nt
Organism: Penaeus vannamei (Pacific white shrimp)
Lineage: Eukaryota; Metazoa; Arthropoda; Malacostraca; Decapoda; Penaeidae
Gene: Atu
Product: Another transcription unit
Biological process (GO): positive regulation of transcription elongation by RNA polymerase II; transcription elongation by RNA polymerase II
Cellular component (GO): nucleus; Cdc73/Paf1 complex
Molecular function (GO): RNA polymerase II C-terminal domain phosphoserine binding
Source: RefSeq, a predicted model, not a curated record
CGAAGCCAAACAAACAUGGCGCCUUCUCGCAAUCUCACAGAAAAAACGGAAAAUGACGAAGAUGGAGCAAUGGAAUCGUCUGACAAUUCGGACUCAGAGAGUAGCUCUGGCUCCAGUAGUUCAAGCAGCAGCCGUGCCAGUAGCCGUGCUGACAGCAGGUCACCUGCCAGUGCCCCACGGAGUCGAACUCCUUCACCCACUGGAAGCAACAAGAGUGGGUCAGUAGGAGGGAUUCGCAGCCCAGCAGGAAGCAGAGGAAGUGGCUCACCCGCCAGCCCAAGAAGCAGAGGCAGCGGGUCGCCCCCAGCGAGUCCUCGAAGCAGGAGUGGAUCACCUCGGAGCAGAGGCAGCCAGUCUCCCCAGAGCAGAGGAAGUCGGUCUCCACCAGGAUCUCCACAGAGCAGAGCCAGUAGGUCCCCCCGUAGUCGAGGGAGUGGAUCCCCGGCCAGCCCACAGAGCAGGGGCAGUGGCCAGCCCCAGGGCAGUCCACGCAGCAGAAGCCGGUCUCCUGCCAGUCAGAAGAGCAGGUCAGCAACUCCAGUAAAGAGUAGGUCUAUGACACCUCAUAGCAGGUCAGUCACACCUCAGAGAAGCAGGUCUGGCACACCGCAGAGGAGCAGGUCAGUUACUCCCCAGAGGAGCAGGUCGGUUACUCCUCAGCGGAGCAGGUCAAGGACACCCCAAAGGAGCAGGUCAAGGACACCCCAGAGGAGCAGGUCAAGAACACCCCAGAGGAGCAGGUCAGGGACACCCCAGAGGAGCAGGUCUGGGUCCCGUGCAAGCAGGACCCCUGUCAGGUCUCCAUCCCCAGAGGGUUCUAGAAGGGGCAGCCGGUCACCAGCUCAGUCGGGGGGGAGGGGCAGCAGAAGUCCAGCUGGGAGUGUGACCCCAGUUAGGUCAAGGAGCAGGAGCCGGUCCCCAGUGAGGUCCAGGUCGAGCCGCUCCCCAGCCCGAUCCAAGAGCAGGAGCAGGACCCCUAUGUCCAGGGCUGGCAGCAGGUCUUCAAGAAGGUCAAAGAGUGGCAGCCGUUCCCCAGUGAGCAAGGCAGGCAGCGAGAGUGGCAAAAGGAAGUCGGCCUCCAGAUCGAGGUCACGCUCGCCUCGUCUUAGUGAUGAAGAAGGGAGGAAAGAUAAUGCUGAAAAAGGCUCAGAUGAUGAUAGUGAUGUUGAAAUUGGAAGGAAGAGGAAGCGUGCCCUCAUGAGUGAUGACGAGUCAGGAGAUGAAGCCAAGAAGAGGAAGUCAGAUGACGACGAAGACCUGGGUGCUGAGGACUUGUUUGGAGAUGCAGAUGACAUCAGUGAGGAUGAGGAGGAACGCAAGAAAGAUGACAGGCGUUCGCGCUCCCGUUCUCGAUCCCGUUCCAGGUCAAGGUCACGCUCAAGGUCCAGGUCCAGGUCACGCUCCAGGACUCCUGGUUCACCGAGGCUCAUUGUGCCAGAUGAUGAGGAGAAGGAAGAUGAAGGGCCUCCACCAGAGACGAGAAUUGAGGCCGAGAUCCCCAAGAUCAACACCAACCUUGGACGCGACAUCCACUUUGUAAAGCUGCCCAACUUCUUGUCAGUGGAGACAAGACCUUUCGACCCAGACCUUUACGAGGAUGAGAUUGAUGAUGAGGAGACACUUGAUGAGGAGGGCAGGGCAAGGCUCAAGCUAAAGGUGGAGAACACUAUCCGAUGGAGGACGGUCUUUGACAAGGAGGGCAACGCAGUCAAGGAGAGCAAUGCCAAACUUGUCAGAUGGUCGGACGGCUCCAUGUCCCUUCAUCUCGGGGCUGAGGUCUUUGAUGUGUAUAAGCAGCCUCUGCAGGGCGACCACAACCACUUGUUCAUCCGCCAGGGCACUGGUCUGCAGGGCCAGGCUGUGUUCCGCACAAAGCUCACCUUCCGACCGCACUCCACUGAGUCCUUCACUCAUCGUAAGCUCACACUAUCCCUGGCUGACAGGACACAGAAGACUGUGGGUGUCAAAGUGCUGUCCACUGUAUUCCGUGACCCUGAGAGCAGUCACAUCGAGAGCAUAAGGAGGGAUGAGGACAGACUCAAGGCUUCCAUGAGGAGAGAGAACAAGCAGCGUCGUGUGAGGGAGAAGGCAUCGAGCCGAGGCCUGACGGCAAACUACCUGGAGCCCGAUGCUUAUGAGGAAGAUGAUGAAGGGGCCAUCUCUCUGGCUGCCAUCAAGAACAAGUUCAAGAACAAGCAGAAUGACCGUGCCCCUAUCUAUUCCUCGGAUGAGGAGGAGUCAGACAUUGAGACAGACAAGGCCAAGCGCCUGGAGCGGGCCAAGCAUACCAUCAAAGACUCAGAUGAGGAAUCGGGCAGUGGCAGCGAGAGUGGCAGCGAGAGUGGCAGUGACCGAGCCCGCAGCAGGCAGAGCACACGUAAGAGCUCCAGCCGUAGCAGGAGCAGGAGCAGGAGCAAGAGUGGGAGCAGGAGUGGGAGUGGCAGCAGGAGUAGGAGCCGCAGCAGGAGUGGGAGCAGAAGUAAGAGCAGGAGCAGAGUCAAGAGCAGGAGCAAGAGCAGGAGCAAGAGCAGGAGCAAGAGCAGAAGUAGGAGCAAGAGCAAGAGCAGAAGUAGGAGCAGAAGCAGGAGCAGCAGUAGGGGCAGCAGGAGUGGGAGUGAAAGUGCCAGGUCUUCGGGCAAGUCAGGCUCGGGUUCAGAUAGUGAUUAGGAACCACGUAUAUGUAUUUCUUUUCUGUUAAUCCUAGGGUCUUUUUUUAUAUCUUAAUUGAACUGAAAUAUACAUUUCUUUUUCAUGGUUAUUGUUCAUUUAUAUUGAUAUCCAGAAAGGUAUGAUUGUGAAUAAAGUUUUUACCUCAUUAUUUUUUCCUUAAUUGAAGGCUGAAACAGCUGUAAAUACUUAAUAAGUCAAUGAUAGUAAUUAGUACAUAUUGCUAUUAUAUUUAUAUUUUCUUGUUUAUCAUAACCCAUUAUCCUCCCUUGAUGUUAGAAAUACAAUUGUCGAUAUCUUGAAAAUAUUUUUGAUAACGCUAUUGUGGAUAGUUACAGCAAACGAUGGAGGGAAAUGGACAAGUAUGGUAAUUUUCUGUUUGUUAAAUUAUAGGUGUUUGUGUUUACUAGAAUGUGAAAAUAUUUAGAGGAACUGACUAUACUCAUCUAGUUAGAAAAGACCUGUUCAUCGGGGAUUGUCAGUUUUGUGUACAAUUUCCUAAUUCAGUCAAAAUGAAGUCUGUAAAUAGGAAUGUUAUUCAGUACUAGCGUGAUAUUUUUUUUCUUCGACAGGGAAGAACAGUAAUGUCUGGUGAUAAGGAAAGAUUCAGUGUCUGUACAUAUUAUUGUAUAUAUUGAAGGAGCUUUAUUUAAUUAUUUUUUUGAUUAUUAUUAUUUUUAUUAUUAUUUUUUUCUUUUUUAAUUUUUUAUCUUUUAUUUUUUGCCAUUUUAAUUUGCAAAUUACAAGCUGCAUUUUUCCCACGUGUUUUGUAUUUGCGUAAGAGAAGAACCUGAAUCGUCUUCUGUUGUCUUAAGAACAAGCCGUGAUAGUUUCUCAGUAAGAUUGGAUAUGAUUAAAUACUUUGGAAAAUUAAUUCCUCUAAGCUGAAUUUUUUGAUGGUGAAUAUGGAAAGAUUUCAACUUUUAAGGAACUCGGUGGAAAAGAAAUUAAGGAUUUAUUAAGUAUUAAAUGCUUUUGAUCAUAAUGGUCAUUAUUUCCAUUUACAUAGCAACUGUGAGAGAAGUAAAAAAAAAAUUGUAUUUUCUUUUGAUUGUAAAAAAUAAGUUCAUAUUGUGUAAUAUUCAAGCCAAGAUAUAUUAAAAAAUAUAUACAUGUAU